Messenger RNA from Seriola dumerili (greater amberjack), 2570 nucleotides. RefSeq names its product CUGBP Elav-like family member 1 (gene celf1). NCBI's taxonomy places the organism in Eukaryota, Metazoa, Chordata, Actinopteri, Carangiformes, Carangidae. Gene Ontology annotation, biological process: mRNA splice site recognition; regulation of alternative mRNA splicing, via spliceosome. Gene Ontology annotation, cellular component: ribonucleoprotein complex; nucleus; cytoplasm. Gene Ontology annotation, molecular function: mRNA 3'-UTR binding. The transcript is spliced from 15 exons. Bases 217 to 1785 code for a protein of 522 amino acids. The record is from RefSeq and is a predicted model, not a curated record.
CAGAAGAGACUGCCAUUUUACACAGGGACAGCUAGCUAAACCUACAAAGUGAUUGACCACAACUUAUUGGCCUAUAGUAGUAAACUUGUUUUUCCAGAAGUACAGCGUGAACAGCGGUAAACUGUAACCAAUCAUCCAACACGGCUUUUUGUUUUCAAGCACGAGUCAAAUAAACAGUGGCGUAAAAAACACGGAGGUAGUAGUGUAAGGCCCUGGAUGGAUAGCCUGGACCCCGAAACCCUGUAUGUGUCUCCAGAACAGACUGGACAGCCCACACUCCCCCUCCCUACCUUGGAAGUCUCCAACGUGGCACUAGUGGGCGGGAAGAAAAUGAAUGGGUCUCUGGACCAUCCCGACCAACCAGACGUCGAUGCCAUUAAGAUGUUUGUGGGACAGAUUCCACGGUCCUGGUCUGAAGAGCAGCUCCGUGAGCUAUUUGAGCCUUAUGGAGCAGUCUAUGAGAUUAAUGUUCUCCGAGACCGCAGCCAGAAUCCACCACAGAGCAAAGGCUGCUGUUUUAUAACGUAUUAUACUCGCAAGUCAGCCUUGGAAGCACAGAACGCUCUGCACAACAUGAAGAUUCUGCCAGGGAUGCACCACCCGAUCCAGAUGAAGCCAGCUGACAGUGAGAAAAACAAUGCAGUGGAGGACAGGAAGCUGUUUAUUGGAAUGAUCUCCAAGAAGUGUAAUGAGAAUGACAUCAGACUGAUGUUCUCCCCGUACGGACAAAUAGAGGAGUGUCGGAUACUUCGAGGCCCUGAUGGACUCAGCCGUGGUUGUGCAUUCGUGACAUUCACAGCCAGACAAAUGGCCCAGUCAGCCAUCAAGUCCAUGCACCAGUCUCAGACCAUGGAGGGCUGUUCAUCGCCCAUAGUUGUGAAGUUUGCAGACACUCAGAAGGACAAGGAGCAGAAGCGCAUGGCCCAACAGUUGCAGCAGCAGAUGCAGCAACUUAGUGCUGCCUCCAUGUGGGGAAAUCUCACUGGGCUCAACAGCCUGGGGCCACAGUACCUAGCACUCUACUUACAGUUGCUGCAGCAGUCAGCCUCCACAGGGAAUGCACUCAACAACCUGCACCCUGUUUCAGGUCUUAAUGCCAUACAGAACCUGGCUGCUUUAGCAGCAGCAGCAACUGCCACACAGGCCACGCCCACAGGCUCCAGCGCCAUGACAACAUCUAGUAGCCCUCUAAGUGCACUAACAAGCUCAGGCUCCUCUCCCACCUCCAGCAGCAACUCCUCAGUGAACCCUAUAUCUUCUUUGGGGGCUCUGCAGUCUCUAGCUGCUGGAGCUGGAGCCAGCCUCAACAUGGGCUCCUUGGCAGGCAUGGCAGCACUGAACGGCAGCCUUAGCUCUGGAGGCCUGUCUAACGGCUCAGGAAACACCAUGGAGGCCCUGAGCCAGGCCUACUCAGGCAUCCAGCAGUAUGCUGCUGCUGCCGCCAUCCCCAGUCUGUACAACCAGAGUCUGCUGCCCCAGCAGAGCGUGUCAGCUGCAGGCAGCCAAAAAGAAGGUCCAGAAGGUGCCAACUUGUUCAUUUACCACCUGCCCCAGGAGUUCGGGGACCAGGAUUUGCUCCAGAUGUUUAUGCCCUUUGGAAAUGUCAUCUCUGCUAAAGUCUUCAUUGACAAACAGACAAACCUCAGCAAGUGCUUUGGCUUUGUGAGCUAUGACAACCCCGUGUCAUCACAAGCAGCCAUCCAGUCAAUGAAUGGUUUCCAGAUCGGUAUGAAGAGGUUGAAGGUGCAGCUGAAGCGCUCAAAGAAUGACAGCAAGCCCUACUGAAGGUGCUGAGGCACUGCAGACUUAGCUAGGCAGGGUGGUGUUAUGAUCUCUUCCUGUUUGCCCUAGCAUGUUGAUGUGGCGUCACAGUUCAUCGUCCAGUCCUUGUGUUUCCUGCGCUUCUCUGAUGCUUCCAAUUUCACCUUUGACCUUGUGUUUGACAUUGAUGAAGUUUUGUUUUGUUGUUUCCUGUAUGUCCUCUGUGUUGUCAGCAGGGGCACUAGAAAGACUGCCACUGAAUAUGUUUGAAAGUCACAUUAGACUUAUUACAAGCAAAUAAGAGAAUCUAUUUUUCUAGAACUGACUCACAUAACCACUAGAUUUUUUGCGAAAUCAGUUUGAGUCUGAGCUUUAACUUUGUUUUUAUCUCCUGUGUUGUGGAGCAGUCCUCCCAGUGCCCCCCAUCCUCUGGUUUUGUUGUGGUUUUUUUGUGUGUGACAGCAGCUAAUCUGUCUCCAGACGAUGUUGUGCGUGAGUUCAUCUUUGGGAGUUCACAUUUUGAGUGAUGUUAUGAGGAGGAAGCAUUUAAUGUCAGUGUAAAAAAAAAAAAAAUUCAGUUUCUAAUUUCAGCCUGUCAACUCACCACCACAAUCUGCUCUAUCUCCUGUGUGGAAAAUUAGACAUAAAAUCCACAGGGGAAAGACUUUUGUCACGGUAUAUUUAGCCUCUAUGUUUUUUUUUUUCUUUUAAUAUAUCCACAGUGAAAUUCUUGGUAAACUGUGAUCUAGUUUGUGUUAACUUAAAAACAAAUAAACUGGUGCCAAAUGUUUUGCACAAUCAGUAUUUUC